Messenger RNA from Cricetulus griseus (Chinese hamster), 999 nucleotides. The record is from RefSeq and is a predicted model, not a curated record. Lineage: Eukaryota; Metazoa; Chordata; Mammalia; Rodentia; Cricetidae.
AUGUUCUCUCAGGAACUGUGGCUGGAAAAUGAGAGAAAAUGUGCUGUGGUUCGGAAGUCCAAGCCUGGCAGGAAACGCCAAGAGCUGCUGGCCAUUGCGUUUGGGGUGAAGGUGGGACUCAAAGGUGGCUUUCUUUGGUCUCCUCUCAAGCUCUUUGCUUGUUCACAGAUCUCCUCACUCGUCCGAAGAGCGGCCCUCACACACAACGACAACCACUUCAACUAUGAGAAGACACACAACUUCAAGGUGCACACAUUCCGAGGCCCACACUGGUGUGAGUACUGUGCCAACUUCAUGUGGGGGCUCAUCGCCCAAGGCGUCCGGUGUUCAGAUUGUGGAUUAAAUGUGCACAAACAGUGUUCCAAGCAUGUCCCCAAUGAUUGCCAGCCUGAUCUCAAGAGGAUCAAGAAAGUGUACUGUUGUGACCUCACCACGCUUGUAAAAGCUCACAAUACUCAGAGACCCAUGGUGGUAGACAUAUGUAUUCGGGAAAUUGAAGCAAGAGGAUUGAAGUCAGAAGGGAUUUACAGAGUCUCUGGGUUCACAGAACACAUUGAAGAUGUCAAGAUGGCCUUUGACAGAGAUGGUGAAAAGGCCGAUAUCUCUGCUAACAUCUACCCAGACAUAAACAUCAUCACCGGAGCCCUGAAAUUGUACUUCAGAGACUUACCCAUCCCUGUCAUCACAUAUGACACCUAUUCCAAAUUUAUAGAGGCAGCAAAAAUCUCCAAUGCGGAUGAGAGGCUGGAAGCCGUCCAUGAGGUCCUGAUGCUGCUGCCUCCUGCCCACUAUGAGACCCUGCGAUACCUGAUGAUCCACCUCAAAAAGGUUACCAUGAAUGAAAAGGACAAUUUAAUGAACGCAGAAAAUCUGGGAAUUGUGUUCGGACCUACCCUGAUGAGACCCCCCGAGGACAGCACUCUCACCACCCUCCAUGACAUGCGGUACCAAAAGCUGAUCGUGCAGAUUUUAAUAGAAAACGAAGACGUUUUGUUCUAA